AGAAGAAGCAGAGGAAGAAGAAGAAGAUGCCUUACCAGAGAAUUUCAGGGUCUCUAUCAACUCCAAGGGUGGCUGUAAUGAUCGACAUGGGCCACCCAUUUCUCAACCUCACCGUAGACGGUUUUUUGAAGAUCGGAACUGUGGCAGCUGCCAGAGCCGCAGCCGAGGAAGCUUACUACGUCGUCAAAAGAGGGAGUAUUUCACGUCACACUGUUGAACACUCGUUGAAGAAGAUGUGCAAAGAGGCUGCAUAUUGGGGAACCGUAGCUGGAGUAUAUGUGGGAAUGGAGUAUGGGGCGGAGAGGAUUCGUGGCACCAGAGACUGGAAGAAUGCCAUGCUUGGUGGUGCAUUGACCGGUGCCAUAAUAUCCUCUGCCUGCGAAAAAAGUAGAGACAAGAUUGUUGUGGGUGCCAUCACAGGAGGUGCCAUUGCUACUGCAGCCGAGUUCCUUAACUAUCUUACUUGAAUCAAAUGGACUAAAUCUACCUAUCAUUUCUCUUUAUAUGGUAACAACUAUAUAGUAUGUUUGGUUUGUAAUAUGUCAGGUUAUAAUAACUGGAUCUUGUUAUGAAGACUAUUCCUGCUCUUUGAUACAAUACGAAGUCUAUCUACCUUGUCUUUUCAGUU
Messenger RNA from Vitis riparia (riverbank grape), 628 nucleotides. RefSeq names its product outer envelope pore protein 16, chloroplastic-like. Gene Ontology annotation, molecular function: amino acid transmembrane transporter activity. The coding region runs from base 27 to 467 and encodes 146 amino acids. Gene Ontology annotation, cellular component: chloroplast outer membrane. Gene Ontology annotation, biological process: protein import into chloroplast stroma. Lineage: Eukaryota; Viridiplantae; Streptophyta; Magnoliopsida; Vitales; Vitaceae. The record is from RefSeq and is a predicted model, not a curated record. The transcript is spliced from 6 exons.